Messenger RNA from Parnassius apollo (apollo), 1605 nucleotides. The record is from the annotation of a GenBank genome assembly. Lineage: Eukaryota; Metazoa; Arthropoda; Insecta; Lepidoptera; Papilionidae.
AUGGAAUUAAAUAGAACGCGCAAAGGGCCGCUGCCUGGAGGUCGCCAGGGCGCGUCUGGAGCUGGCGCUGGACGCGACAGCAUGCGAACCGCCAGCCGAGCGCGAGGUGCUGCACGAGCACCCAUCAGCCCCUCGCAUCCAUCAUCCCCACCAACUGGCUGGGUGUCGGCAGGGUCUUCGCGGGCCCAGCAAUCGGCACCCGCCUCUGGUGGAGUACGCCGCAUGCGCUGGACAACCCAGAUGAACAGCAACGCAUUGCGGGCGUAUUUUAGGGCAAAAGGGGGAGAAACUGGAUGUUUGGCGUAUCGGGCUAGAAUACAUCGUCUUUUUGCUGAGCUGGAGCCAUCUUUAACCGUCACAGAGCAAAACCUGGCAGACCGAGUUCGGUAUAUCUUGCGCUCAAAUAUAUUUGAUGUCGCCGAACUCGAACGGCUACGACGUGAGGCUGUUCCCCCUACGGCUGAGGAUGCGGCGCCAGAAAUGGUAGAGCAACCCGCAAACGUGGAUGCCACCGUGAAUACCCCAGUUGUGGUUGAUUCAAACGAUGAUGGAACAGUCGCCCAGGAACUGGAAUUAGAGCAUAUGAGGAGUACAUUGGAAGAGGCGAUUGUGGAAACGCGCAGUACGCCUCUCGAAAGUCGACCGCGACUUCCCCGCAUAGCCCUAAGCAAGCGGAAUCGGGCUGUCGUGAGGGCUCUGAACCCAAUGCUGGUGACCUAUUUGGAAGCCAGCCGGGACCUUUGCGAGACAGACUCAAUUCUUUUUGGCGCCGCGCUGGCAGUCUGCCGCAUCAUAGGCGCCAAGGUUUCCACGGCUGGACGCGCUACUGGCCAUAGUAGCGCUAUCCCAGCAUGGAGAAGAAGAAUUGAGGAACGUAUCGCAAAGGCUAGAGCUCUCAUCGGCAGACUAAUAUGCUUCAAAUCAGGCAACAACAGGCCAAGAAUUGUGCGCACCGUCAGGAUGGCGUUUGCUGGGACAAAUGUCAGUUUGUCCCAGCCGGAUAUAACGCAAAAACUGACGGAGCGCAUAGAUGAUCUGAAGCAGAGAAUCGCUGCUUGGGGAAAGCGGAUUCGGCGAUAUACCGAGAGGUCGACACGGUUCAACCAGAAUCGUCUCUUCCAGAGUGAUCAGAAGAGGCUCUAUGAAUCAUUGGAGCGACCAAUGGUAAGUGGAACGGGUCCAGCACCGAAUCAGGCCGACACUGUAGCAUUCUGGCGCGGCCUGUGGUCAGAGCCCGUAAACCACAGCGAGGGCCCUUGGACGGAAGUUAUGACGAGUCAGUGUGCGGGUAUUACGCCCAUGGACCCCGUCAUCAUAACGCCGGAUGACGUAGCUGAGGCGGUCCGUAGGGCCCCGAACUGGAAAAGUCCGGGGCUUGACGGGCUGCAUCACUACUGGCUGAAGGGGUUCAUGGCAGCAAUAAGUGAAGCAAAGCCCACCACAAACCCAAGGAAAAGCCACACUCGAGCUCCCCGUGGGCCCAUGCAGCCUCCUGUGUAUGUUUCACCAUGCACCUGUGAAUUGGAGACAGAAUUGACCAUCACUAGUGAUAAAGUGGCCAUAACACCACACACAUGUGCUGCUUUAGGAAGGUCUCCUGGGUAG